Molecule: messenger RNA, 867 nt
Organism: Aureobasidium vineae
Lineage: Eukaryota; Fungi; Ascomycota; Dothideomycetes; Dothideales; Saccotheciaceae
Source: the annotation of a GenBank genome assembly
AUGUCGAAACUCGCUUCCGAACAAACUAUCCUCAUCACAGGAGCCUCAGGCUUCAUGGCCACCCACAUCAUCACCUUCUUCCUCAAUGCCGGCUACAAUGUCCGCGGCACUGUCCGUUCUGAGUCGUCCGCCCAGAAGGUCAAAGCCAUCCACACCGCUAAUUCCUCCCAACUCUCCUUUUCCAUCGUCCCCGACAUUGCCGCCGAAAAUGCUUUUGACGAAGCAGUCAAAGGCGUUGACGGCGUAAUCCACAAUGCAUCUCCCUUUGCCUUUGACGUUGAAGACAAUGAAAAGGAUCUCUUGAUUCCUGCUAUUCAAGGUACCAAAGGGUGUCUAAGUGCAGUCAAGAAGUUUGCACCCAACGUUAAGAGGGUGGUGGUUACUAGUAGCUUUGCGAGUAUCAUUGAUACGACUCCAAUGGUCUACGGCCCCUCCAAGCACUCCGUCCCCGAUAUGUCCAAACUCAAUACCAGCUCAGCAGACAUCUACCGCCUCAUCAACGGCAGCAGCACUUCCCNNCCGGCUCCACCACCUUCCCCCCUCUGCGUCGACGUCCGCGAUGUCGCCCUCGCCCAUCUCCGCGCCUACGAAGUACCCUCAGCAUCAAAUCAACGCUUUGCCGUCACAUCAGGAAACUUUACCUAUCAACGCGUUUGCGAUAUCAUCAGGACACAGUUUCCAGAGCUCAAGGACAAAGUGCCAGAGGGAAACGCUGGGGAAAAGUAUCCCGAGAUGUUUGGUUUGAGUAAUGAGAAGGCGAAGAAGGUGCUGGGCAUGCAGUUUAUAGGGUUGGAGGAGAUGGUUGUGGAUACGGUAAACAGUUUGUUGGAGCUGGAGAAGGAGGCUGCUAAGACUGGCGGCAAGUAG